AUGCAAUAUCUAGAGGAUAUCAUAGAAUUGGUCGAAGAUCUACCAGAAGAGAUUGGCAGGAGGUUUGAACAGAUGAGAAAGUGGGAUAAUGAUGUAGAAAGACUUCGACUAGAAUGUAAAUAUGCUGCUAAACGAAUUAUGGAGGUUAGGGAGACAUCCCAACCAAUGAGAGAACGAAUACUGAUGGAACUUGCCGAUAAGUACCGUCUAAUACACCGGUUGAGUGAACGAAAGCUUGAUCUGGCUAUCAGGAGUGAGCGGUUGAUGAGCGCAGUGCUUGAAAAGGUUGCUGAUUCAUCGUACUUAUGUAAGAUAGAGUUGGAAGUUGAUAACCCAGGAUGUACAGAAGCCAUAGAGAGAAACUUCUGCCGUAUGCUCGGAUUGAAGCCGACUUCAUCCCACCUAACUUCGUGUAAUGUUGAAUUUGAACCUAUGGACGACGCAAAGUCGACUUUUGGUCCAGAACAAGGUGUUAAUGGGGAUCUUGCUUCCGCUUUUGAUCUCAAGGACUCUGGGGUAUCAGGUUUAAACGGUAAAUUAGAAGCUAGGGAACGAUAUGGAAGCUCUUCGCCGCGAAUGCCUCGUUGUGACAGUCCUCAGACUGCUUCAACUUCCGUGUCGAGGUUGAAGAAGAGGAAGUACAAUUCUGGCACUCCGCCUCCAGCUGUCUCCAACUACACUCGUAGAAAACAGGAAAGGGAGCGGGAGCGGAUGAAACUUAACAAAAUACAUGCUGCCCGGCACGAAGAAAGUCGACGCAAACAGCAGAAAAUGUCAACGGCGUCGUCGGAGACAGAUUUGGCUUCAUUUUCUGGAGCUACAAACGAUAAUAGUCUUGGUGGUCUUGAAGAUGUUGCAUUGUCCGAUGAUGUCAAGUGGAAUGACCAAGAUCCACUUGGGUCGGAUGACGACUUCGAUGCAAGUGAUGUGUUGGGCUUAUUCCCGACGUUACCAUCACCUCCGAGAGAAAUAAUGGAAUCCUUGAAGGAGGAUUCACUGUUCCCUGAUGAUGACUUUGUGGGUUAUGAAUCCCAUCCAACGACAUUUCCUCAAUCGCCAGCUAUGCAAGGCCUCCUACUAGAUUCUGCGGCUUCGUCACCCUCUCCAUCAACAAGUGCUUCUUCUUGGGAUCGAAAAAAGAGGACUAGCAUCUCGUUUGGAAACGUGAAUGAAACCACAAGCUUACACGGACGUCCAAGGAAGAUGACCGAGCGAGCUGUGGAGCUUUUGCAAAAUCAUAAGGAUCGAGAAAAAUUCAAACGAGGCGGAUUCAAAUCGGAGUCCGUUGAUGGGGAUGGCAAUGAGCGAUGGUGCUUCUGUCGAGAGGUGUCAAGCGGAAGUAUGAUAUGCUGUGAUGAUCCAGAGGUACGAUAUUUUGUUAUUUAUGAUUCACUUUUGGAUUUUAUCAUGGGUGAUUUAAUACAUUCAACAGAUUACUUGUUGAACGGAGACCGCCCGCCGCAGCUUCACCGAGAUUCGACAUCACUGACUAUGGAAUUAUUACCAGAUCAAGCUGAAAAACUUCGACAAUUUCAGGAGGUAACAAAUGUAGCAGAACGUGACUUGGCCGCUGCACGGCUUGAAUCUGUAGGUUGGAAUCUGGAGCAAGCAAUUGAAUCGUAUCUUUGUGGAGAUGGAAUUAUAGCAGAUGACGUGGAAGUACUACCACCACCAGCUAAAAAUCAUCGAAGGGAACUUCCAGCCAAAAUUAAUGCGAAACGUAAAAGAGGUCGACCUCGAAAGAAGUCAGUUAAAGAAACUAAGUUGGAUUUCGAAGAAGUGAAAGAAGACACAGAUGGUCUGGAAGGAUUGGAGGUACACAACAAUCGUAGGAAUCGGCAGACCAGACGCCGUUCGCUUCGCGAAGUUGAUGGAGAUGACAUGAAUGUCAUUGAUAUGGACUUGUCACGUCCAUCGUCAUCAGUCGUCUCAUCGCAUCGUCCUCGCAAUGGAUACCCAGUACAUGAAGAGUUUGUAAUUUCGGACGACGACGAGCCUUACCCAAUCCACGAUCCAGACGAUCUCGAGUGUAGUGAGCGGAACUCCAUUACUCGUAACAAUUUGCCGUUAAUACCAACUGAAUGCGCCAGCGUAACAGAAGCGCUUCAGAACUUUGUGGUAGUAUUUGAAUCCAGAUUUUCCGGUAUUGGAUGCCAUAUCCCGUCUUUCUUCACUGGAUCACUGCAUGAGGCUAUCAAAGAGGCUUUUGAAUCGCCCGGGGGCAUAUCGGAACGUCGUCCUCUUGCUUUAUAUGUUCACCAUGAUGGUAGCAUUGCUGCCAACAUUUUUCCAACAAAGGUCUUAUGUAGUGAUGCCGUGUCUAACUUAUUGAGAUGUCAGUAUAUUCUCUGGCCUUGGGAUGUAACUCAUAAAGAAAAUGAGGUAAAACUUCGAGAAUGGCUUGAAAUGGUAGGAAUGCCCGAAGUUCGUCGCACGCUAGAGUCAAUGGUUUAUGAUAAAGAGAAAUUCCCCCUACUUAUUAUAAUCACAAAGGAUCGCGGCUCAUAUAAUGUCAAUGAUAUUUGUUCUGGUAUGGACAGUGCAGACAUUGUGAUGGAAAAGCUAAUGGCGGGUAUAGAUACAUAUUCAAUUAUAAGGAAUACCGAAAAGGCCGAGGAAGCAGCUCGACUGGAGAGAGAAAGAAUCCGACAAGAACAAGCUCAUGAACGUCAACUACUAGCCAGCCAGCUACCUGAUGAACCAGCUGAAGGUGAUCGAAAUGCAAUCAUGGUAAAAUUCCGCUUGCCUGGGAGUGAGCAGGUUAUGCGUCGUUUCCGUCUUACUGAAAAAUUGUCAGUACUGAUAAAGUUCCUUGGAGCCAAGGGAUACUCGGCCAAAGAUUAUCGUUUCUUCAAUUCAGAUUUCCCAAAGAAAGAUGUGACUACAUUGGAUGAAUCGAAAACGUUUAUGGAAUUGAAAUGGCCAGUACGUGAACAAAUAUUCGUCGAAGAACGCUGA
This is a messenger RNA of Haemonchus placei, 2958 nucleotides long. The record is from the annotation of a GenBank genome assembly. Lineage: Eukaryota; Metazoa; Nematoda; Chromadorea; Rhabditida; Trichostrongylidae.